Molecule: messenger RNA, 1485 nt
Organism: Penicillium griseofulvum
Lineage: Eukaryota; Fungi; Ascomycota; Eurotiomycetes; Eurotiales; Aspergillaceae
Product: RING finger domain protein
Exons: 1
Coding region: 1-1485 (494 amino acids)
Molecular function (GO): zinc ion binding
Source: RefSeq, a predicted model, not a curated record
AUGGCGUCCGUCCCGGGAUACUCUGCACCAGGCAGAACCACGCCAUUUGAUGGUACCACGUCCGCCAACUCAGAUGAAAACACCAUCUCCCAAGAGACCAUCUCACCUCAGAAUGAAUCGAUGGAGGACACCGAAACCGUUUUCUUGAAUAAGAGCGUAUCAACCCCGAGCCACGGAUCGGACAUUUCCAACAAAUCACUCAGUCAAUCAUCGAAACCGUCCCAUGCCUCGGAUGAAGAUGAGCCGCGCAAGUGCUGGAUUUGCUACACGGAUGAAACGGAGGACUCGCCACUGAACCUGGAAUGGCGGUCGCCUUGCCCUUGUGCCCUAACCGCCCAUGAGGCAUGUCUGCUCGACUGGCUUGCCGACAUGGAAAAUCCCCGCUCGCGCAAAAGCGGCGGUGGCGUAACAAUGAGUUGCCCUCAGUGCAAGACGGAAAUCGUCGUCACUCGCCCGCGGAGUUAUGUGGUUGAUGUGAUGCGACUAGCCGAGCGCCUGGCAGGCCGAUUAGUCCUUCCCGGCAUGAUGUUCACAGUUGCCGGCACUGUGUGGGCUGGAUGCUGCGCACAUGGGGUUUAUUCAAUGUACCUCAUUUUCGGGACUGACGAAGCGAGGCAGAUCAUGGAGGAGACCAUGGAGGGCGCAUGGAAUCCCGGGAUGAAUAUUGGCCUACCGCUUAUCCCACUCGUAUUAAUAUUCUCACGCACUCGGUAUGCCGACGGCCUUCUUCCGGCUAUUCCAGUUCUUUUCUUCGCUGCACAUAACCCGGGGCAGGAACCCGACUUCGACUUGUGGCCACCCACACCGGCUAUGACUUUCGCCGCGCUGCCAUACAUCAAAAGCUUUUACGGCGCGCUUUACGAACGACUAUUCGGUGGUCUGGAACGGAAAUGGAUUGCUGAGGUACAACCCCGCGCGGCGGAAGAGAUCUUGGAUGAUGCGCAGCAGCAAGAUCAGGCGGAGGGUCUCAACCGGUUCGGUGAUAAUGCGAAUGGGCAAAUUCUGAUGGAGAUAGAUCUUGAGCUGCAAAUGGGAAUGGGUGAUGACGAACCGGACCUUGAAGCCCUUCCUAUCGGGCAAGACGAAGCUGCCAAUGGCGGCCCCAACGGAGCACAAAACGCUGCACAAAACAAUAACCCACUAGGACUUGGCCGCCGACAGAACGAGAUUAUUGCCGAUACCAGUAAUCUUGCUGAUGUCAUACUUGGAGCACUCGCCUUCCCAGCAAUCUCAGCGUCAAUGGGUGGCCUGUUGAAGUAUCUUCUGCCCAAGUCAUGGACAUCCCCAGCCAUGGACCGUGGCCGCUUGGGACUGCUUCAGACUCGCUGGGGCCGCAGUGUUGUUGGCGGGUGCAUGUUUGUUCUGUUGAAGGAUGCACUGGUUCUUUAUUGCCGGUGGAAGCUAGCCCAAACACACCGUCGCCGCAAGGUUUUGAACUACGAUCGAGCUAAGAAACACCAUGGCACAAAGCGGUCCACUGGAUAG